Plodia interpunctella (Indianmeal moth) is the source of this 7525-nucleotide messenger RNA. It is a transcript of the gene siz, whose product is annotated as schizo. Gene Ontology annotation, biological process: actin cytoskeleton organization; regulation of ARF protein signal transduction. The record is from RefSeq and is a predicted model, not a curated record. Lineage: Eukaryota; Metazoa; Arthropoda; Insecta; Lepidoptera; Pyralidae. The transcript has 22 exons. Bases 603 to 3671 code for a protein of 1022 amino acids. Gene Ontology annotation, molecular function: guanyl-nucleotide exchange factor activity.
GCAUAACCAGUCGCCGACGGCGAGCCACAGAGGCCGCACGCGUUUCAACCGUGUUUCACUUUAUUGAAUAAACUGACGAGUCGAUAGUAUUUACGUCAUCCAUCAAAGUGCCAGUGUUAAAACAAAUAUUAUGUGAUAAAAUACUUGGACUUACCCAAGGUUAACAGUGUUAGUGUUGCAAAAACUUGAGGAUCUCUAGUGUUUUUUCCCUCGUCGGCGAUCGUCACGCGCAUUGACUCGUUUUUAUAUUGGAUAUUUCAAACUCUUCAAACGAACAAAAGUUUCUGACGGAAUUGAAAAUUGGUGAAAGUGAGCGAAAUUUAAAAUUCGAACGAAUUUCCGUAUCGAAUGUUAAUUGAAAUUGGAACUCAUAAAUAAUUUUCUGUAUAUUUAUUUCAAUUUCACUUACUUUUUGAAAUAAUUUGAAAUUGGAACACGUAUAAAUUCAGUGAAAUUUUGGAUUUUAUAUUGUUUAACAUGGAUGUGAGUUGAGUGUAAUUUUAGUGUGAAAAGUGAGUGAAUUAUCCAAAGUGGCGAAAUCAGAGUCGCGUCUUGUGUUAGUGGGAGAUGGUGAGGGUGACGGAUGCUGUUCAUGCUCUGGCAUGAGAUUGGAUCUUGGCGGAGUUCUGCUGGAAGCUGCCAAACUGACCAAGUCUUGGUUUUGUCAGAAGCCUGAUUACGGCUUCUCACAGAAAGUGGACGAGGAAGAGGGUGGUGGUGGCGUAGCUCUUCACCCACCGGACGGGUUCUACUCGCACACCCACUCGAUCCACAGCGGGCACCAUGGUCACCACGCAGAGCCUGACCGCGGGUACAUGGACGGCAAUAGAUACGUCACCGCUGUUCAUCGACCCAUGCCUGCAUUGAACCAUUCAAACUCGUCAUGCUCGUCAGCCUCCAACGCGUCGACGGGUGUCGUCUGCGCGGGCGCAGCCGAGCCCGCGCCCCCUCUGUACAUCGCCGCACCCCCCGAGGGCUUCGGGCUCGCUGUCCACACAAACAGGCGUGGAACAGACGUGUCCAUCAUUGGGACUACAGGAAUUUCUCAAAAAGAACAGAGUUUACCCCAAAAAAGGGGUAAAUUGACGAGAGGCCGCUAUGAAAUGUCCCAAGACCUGCUGGACAAGCAAGUGGAGAUUCUAGAGAGGAGAUACGGAGGGCUGAGGGCUCGGAGGGCGGCUGUCACCAUCCAGAGAGCCUUCCGGAGGCGACAACUGCUGAAGAAGUUCAGUGCUAUCACGGCGAUGGCCAAGGCUGCCGACUCCACAGCUAGGCGGAUGCAAGACGGAUCAGAUCAUAAUCUACUAGUCAAUGGUACAGAUAUUUACGCGAACACAAAAAUGCAGAAGAGUCCCGCAGGCCAAGAGAAGAUGAUGGCACUCACCAGACCCAUGUGGUCCAUGUCGCUGCGAGAGAGACACGAUAUGGAUAUCAGUAACCACCUCCAACUGGACGCGCAAAACGACGUGGAAGCAAUGGUGGCCAGGGUGCAGCAGUCAGCACAUCAGAUCCACAUGAUUGCCCAGGACAUGCCACACCUACAUCGUGACGCUGAUAGCGGGGUGUGCAGUUGCUCUGUGAGUGGGUCGGUGACAAACAUUUCGACGUCCUCGUCGCACAAUGAAUCUCUACACAAUCACCAACUGCUUAAUAACACAGGCCCAAUCUACGGCAAUCUCCUGUCAUCGGGAGGCAAGCCGCUGUCGUCGCCAACGGCGCGCCAGCAGCAACAGCUGGCGGCCAUACAGGCGGCCAACGUGCGGCGACUGCCGCCGGAGGUCCCUAAGAGGACCAGCUCCAUUACUCUGAAUGCGGAAAGCCCAGUGUCGCUCCGGCGGGCGGAGUGCGGGGGCGCGGUGGUGCGCGGGGGCUCCAUGUCCUCUGUGCAGUCCUCCUCCUCCUCCUCCUCGCAGGAGCAUCGCCACCACUACCACCAGCCCUACCAGCCGAGAGGACCGGAGCCCCACGUGCACAUCCAAGAGCACUUCCAGCACCAGCGCACGGCGUCGGGCACGGUGUUCGAGGGAGACAGAUACACUGUGUGGAAGAGACAGGACGCUCCGCCGUACUACGACGCGCCCCCGCCCCCCGCCUGCUGCCAGCCCCGCCACGACCACGUGCAGAUACAACCGCCUUCUAAGGUGUCAGAAACAGUGCGCAAGCGCCAGUACCGCGUCGGAUUGAAUCUGUUCAACAAGAAACCGGAACGAGGCAUCGCCUACCUCAUCUCCCGAGGGUUCCUGGAGAACUCCCCCAGGGGAGUCGCCAGGUUCCUCAUCACGAGGAAGGGGCUCAGCAAGCAGAUGAUCGGAGAAUAUCUUGGCAAUUUGCAGAAUCCCUUCAAUAUGGCUGUGUUAGAAUGCUUCGUGAACGAGCUGGACCUGUCGGGCAUGGCGGCGGACGUGGCGCUGCGCCGCUACCAGGCGCACUUCCGGCUGCCGGGCGAGGCGCAGAAGAUCGAGCGUCUGGUCGAGGCCUUCGCGCGCCGCUACUGCGUCUGCAACCCCGACUUCGUGCAGCGGCUCAGGACGCAGGACACGAUAUUCGUGCUGGCCUUCGCGAUAAUAAUGCUGAACACAGACCUCCACACUCCCAACUUGAAGCCCGAAGCGCGAAUGUCUUUGGAUGACUUCGUGCGGAACCUUCGCGGCAUUGACGACUGUGGGGACAUAGACCGGGAUAUGUUGGCCGGCAUAUAUGAUAGGGUGAAGUCCAGCGAGUUUAGACCUGGCAGCGACCAUGUCACGCAGGUGAUGAAGGUCCAAGCGACGAUCGUGGGCAAGAAGCCACACCUGGCGCUGCCGCACCGGCGGCUGGUGUGCUACUGCCGGCUGUACGAGAUACCGGACAUACACAAGAAGGAGAGGCCUGGCGUGCACCAGAGAGAGGUAUUUCUGUUCAACGACCUGUUGGUAAUAACGAAGAUCUUCAGCAAGAAGAAGUCGUCGGUGACGUACACGUUCCGCCAGUCGUUCCCACUCUGCGGCAUGUCUGUCAAUCUGUUCGCUGUGCCACAUUACCCGUUCGGCAUCCGCCUGUCGCGUCGCGUGGACGGCCGCCGCCUGGCCACCUUCAACGCCCGCAACGAGCACGAUCGCUGCAAGUUCGCCGAAGAUCUGAGGGAGAGCAUCGCGGAGAUGGACGAGAUGGAGGCCAUGAGGAUCGAGGGCGAGCUCAACAGGGGCAAGGGCAGGGGCGGGGGGAACAAUCGAGGAGUGAUGGAAAACAGAGACAGCGGCGUGGCCGACGUGGAUAUGGAUCACCAGCAAUGUAUGGACCACGUCCAUAUGCAUGGUGUGGUAGUGCCCCCGCCGCCAUCUUGCCCGGCGCCGGCGGCGCCCUCGCGGCUGUCGCACAACCCUCCCCCCACCACCAUCAUCAAGCGAAACGUGCUGUCAAACUCGCUUGUCGAUAUCAACGACCCUGUGGCUUUGGCAGCGGAGAGACUCCAGCGGCGGGGUUCCGUGGGGUCCCUGGACAGCGGCAUGUCGGUGUCGUUCCAGCACGGCAGCCGCACGGCGCUGCACGCCACGUCGCCGCGGCACCCCACCGACCAGCGAUCACCAGGUCGGCUCUUCGGAGGUAUAUUCCCCGGUCGCACUCGCAAGUUGAGCGCAUCCGGGGUCCCCGACACAAAACACGGACAAGUCGGCAAGAGCACCGAAGUUUAAAUCGAUUAACCGUUCUUAAAAAACCGGUUAAUCGGAGUUUUCGAACAGUAUAAUCGAAAUUUUCAAGUAAGGUAUUUUAAAACGGGAUAAUUGAUUUCAAAUUUAAUAACUGGUAUUCACAAACCGGUUAGUGUUUAAAUCGAAUCCGGUAAACGAUUGAGACAUUUUUCUUUAUUCGAUCCUACGACUCGAAAUAUUUUUAUUUUAUAUUUUUUUUUUAUAAGCAACAAGUUUCUGUUUACAAUGUUUUUUUUUAUAUUUGCGCCAGUUGUAUUUUUGAAUGCAAUUAUUUUUCUUCUUAUUUAUUGAUUUAAAUAUACGUAGGAGAAAACCUUAAAAUGAAUGAUGAACGAUUUUAAAACGAAAUCAGUACUGAUUCAAAUGAGUGAACGAAAUAAUACACAGAUUGUAAAGGAGCUACUUAGUUAGUAUUCAAAAAUCGAAUUAUUGGGUCCAUGUUUGGGAGUAGACUUUUGUUAGGACGGCGUUGGUUGAACACGUUGAUUAAUAAGAAAAAGAGAUUGAACGAUUUUGAUAUUCCACUUUUAAACAAAAGUGGUUUUUACACGCGUUUGUAUAGAGUUGAAAUUUCAAUGGUAUCUGUAUCAGACUUUAACUCUAUAUGAAUUUGUAGUAACUUUUGUAAAUUUAAAAAAUGGUCCGAACACAUUUUUUUUUCUAUACUUAAAUAAUUUAAUUAUAACCGUUUUGUAUUUUUUUUUAGAUAUUGUUUUAGAAAACAGUUUGAAAUUUUAUUCUUUAAUUGAUAGAUGUAUUUUGGAUUUAAAUUAAAUUGGUUUUUUCAUCUGUUAUUUCGAGUUCGGACCUUAAUGAAAAAUAAAUGCAUUUGAAAAAGUUGAACGUACACGUACGAAGUUCUCGUGAAAUGUAUUUAACGGAGUAAUAUCAUUUGACUUGACUAACUUUAACUCACAAAGGUAAAGAGUGGAGUGUUUAAAAAUAAAUAAAACGAAAGCUUAAAAAAAACAAGAUUUUGGCAGUUUAGUUGCAUGUUACCAGAUGCCACAGAGUAUUAAAUUUCUUUAUAAUAGAGGAAUUAAUAAAUUUUAUCUUAGCGUUCACGAAUUCAUAUUUUCUUUAGAAUAAUUGUACAUACGUUGCAGAUAGACUCAAUAGGGGGGCAAAUAUUAGAAUCACAAUUAUUUUUCAAGCACAAAAGCAAUAAAAGAAAUCUAUAGGUUACAUCACUGAAUGAUUAUAUUUAAAAAAAAUACGAAUUUAUUCACUAUUGUUGAUGAUUAUUAUUAGCUUAAUAGGUCAUUUGAAGAGUUUUAAAAAUAGGCUAGGUCCACUAUAUCCCUUACGUUGUUUGGGUUGAAAAAAAAACUUGAAUAUUCGUAAAUGUAGUAAUCUAGUCUUUUCGAUGCAUUUGUCCAAAUAACAAAAAUAUUAUAUUAUAAUAAAUAUAAGAUCUUCCAAUCCUAUUCGUUUCCGACUGAUCAAAGGCUGCUUUUCGAUCUAUAUACGUUUAUUUGUCUGUCUGUUCGUAUCGUCAACGUUACCGCUCCUAUCCAUUGUAUUACCAUGUAUACCUAUGAAUAGUUCUAAGUAUUUAUAAUUAUGAUAGAUGGCCGAUCCGUGAUAUAUAAAAAAAUACUGGCAGUUAAAUUACUUUGACAAGGAUAAUAAUUGAAACGAUCAGAAUAUCUAUCUCAUGUCGUUGUUAUGAAAUUUGUUAUUAAAUAAUUUGAGAGUUGUACAAAAAUUUGUCAUCGGUAUACGAUGGCAUACAUCUUUACCAUAAAAGUGUGUUUUUGUCAUCUUACGAUUUAGACCACGGCGACGGCAACGUCACACGAAACGUCAGCUAUAAGAAAGGAUUCGUACUGAAUCCUGUUAAUAUACAAUUAGUUGUGUUCAAAGCUCGAAGUUUAACAACAACGGUAUGGUUAUGUAAAAACAACAAUGUCAUUUAUUUUGAGAAACAUAUAUAUGUUUCUCAAUUGAAAUUUAAAUGGUUUAUUGAUGGCCGUUUAAGUACAUAUGUACUUGAACAUAAACAUACUGUAACGACUUCGUGAGAUAGAAUUGUAUCCAAUUAAUCGCGGUCGGUCAAAAGUGUUGACUAAUUAAAAAUUUAACGUAACUACUUAACUGUUGACUUUUUACCGGUUAUGUAGGCUUGUUGUUUCUACUGUUUGAUACGUGGGUAGAUAGAAGAAUAAAGAAUGACCGAUUCAUUGAGAAUGGACUCCUAAAUUUCCUUUAAAUUUACGACAGAAAGAAAACUAUAAAAGCGGUGUUCGCGUAGCCACAUGAAAUAGAACUAUUCACUACGCCACGGGAUGAAAGAUAUUAGUGCUCUGCCCCAUUACUGCUAGUUUAUUUCUAAUACGAUUUUCUCUUGAAUGAGCGAAAUGGAAUAUAUAGCGAAAUAUAUGGCUUUCUCUGUCUGCGUCUCCAACUUUUAUGAUAACAUUUGUGUUAAUUUGAAAUGUAAAAAGUGAUAUUUCAAAAUUAUUUAAGUACAUUUAUAAAUGUAAUUUUUAUGAUUGAGAUUUCAUUCUAUUCAGAUUUCUUUCGGAAUUGAUUAAUUUUUACUCUGAAUCUCUUGUGUGUUACAGAAAUGUAUAGAUAUAAUUUUGAUUUUCGUAAAGUUAUGAAGUUAUUACAUACAAUUUCGACUGUAUUUACUUAUAAAAUAUUUCUGGUGCCCUUUUUACUUUACUUUUUUAUUAAAGUCUAACGAGGUGUUGAAGCGGACUUUCAAAAGUCCGCAAUAAUAAAAUAAAAUUGUAAUGCAUGAUAAAAGAAAGGAAUUGAUAAAUGUUUCGUUGCAAUUAACCAUUUUCAUGUGGUGUAAGGUUGAUAUAAUUAAAUAAUAAGGGCUGGUGUAUUAUUUCCAUAUUUCAAUAGUGAUAUUUAAUUUCGGUUUUGAAUACGGUGAUGGUACACGAUCGUCCGGACUUUACGAAACCAUCAUUCCUUACGAAUCAUUUACGAUUCGAAUUGCGUUUAAAUUAAAUCGUGGGCGUAUUUCAAGCGAUAUGCGUCGAUAUUCAAAUGGAAUAUUAUUUUGUGAUAGUUUUGACGUGGUCCGAUUAAUUUAUACAAUAUAUUUUUCAUAUCAAUUCCACCCUAAAACCGUUUUGUCUUUACAACGGUUAGUAACCUCUAAAUAUCACAAUGGUUGAUCGUAUACGUAUUUUUUAAGUGUGUAAAUUUUUAUUUAAGUAAAUAAAAUACGGGAGUAAAUAUCGUAAUGUUUAUUUCAAUCGGACCACGUCAAUUAAUUUUUGUGUGUAAAUGCUUUUGUAAAUUUCGCUUGAAACCAAAGAUGUAUUUUUUUGUGUUCGAAAACACUUGGUUCUUCCUGUAAAUUGACGUUAUGGUACAUAGAUUUGUGUGUAUGUUUUCGAAAUGAAACUACAAAUAUUAUCCUAACAAUAUAUUUGAGAACGAUUGUUUAUUAAAUUAAAUUUUGACAUGUGUCAUUUUGGUAUUUUAGUGUCAUCUUCUAUGCCUACUAUGCAUAAUUUGGAUAAUUUUUUUGAGUCAAAAUUGUGCCUCUAUCAUUUUCUAUGUCUACUGUACUGUAUAUGUUUAGUUUAGUUAAUUUUAGCUCGAGUUUUCUGUCUGUAACAUACUAACUUAUUAUUAACAUCUAUGUAUAUUGAAGAACAUUUCUAAUAUAUAUCUCUUAGUUAUAUAUAAUUGUUACAUAAAUUUAGAUUAAGCAAUAAACGCGUUCGCGUCAACUUGUAUGUUGUAUAGUAAGUUGUUGAAUUGAAACAUGCUACAGCAAAGUCACUUACAAUAGUUUUAUUAAAAAAAAAAAACAAGGAAAAUGUAUUUAUUUAUUAAAUAUGAAUUAACAUUCAUGAUGAUAGAAA